AUGAUCGCAGACAAGAAUAGGCAAGCGACAAAGCACGACUCCGCGAAAAGGCACAGGGGCGUGUGGCAGUUUGAGCAGGCCAAGCUGAAAAUAGCCAGGACCUUAUCCACCACGGGACAGACGCACAUAUACAAGAAAGCGCCCGCCUGCCUCUUGUUCAGGAUGGUGCAACUCAACACAUCCUACUCUCUUGACCUGUCCGAGCCCAACUCCACGAGUGCAUCCGAGAGUCCCAACACAGCCAAGAUGACUGCCCCGAGCCAAGAGCGUGCGGCUGAACCGUUGAGAGGGUAUUCCAACCGGAUUAUUCUCACGACAUAUCCCGGCCAGAGCGUGGUCAACCCGAUCAACCUGCAAUGGGGCGCGGCCGAUCCGCAGGAGCGGGGCCCGAUCCUGGUGUCGCGCAGCGGCGAGACGCUGAUGCGGCGGAACGCGAUCGGGGCGCACGGCGGCAGCUACUGCGUGUACAGCGCGCUGGCGAUCGCGUCGGGCGAGCUCCCGCCAGACUUCCGGCCGAGCUUUGAGAACACGCAGCCGACGUUUGACUUUCCACAACAGCCGGCAUGGGGUGAUGCGGAGAAGAUUGUGUCGAUGGACCCGUUUGGCCACGAUAUUGUGCGGCACUACCAGCAGUACCUGGACCGCGGGCUGGACGUGCGGCCGACGAUUGCGAUCACGCGGGCGACGAUGCGACUGGCAGAGAUCUCAGAAGCGGUGCGGUCGAGCCGGGUACCGGUCGACGGGAGCAUCGUGCUCAACGCGCAGGGUGACGUGCGGGUGACUAAGUGUGCGGUCGAGCCGGUGUGGUACCUGCCGGGCGUGGCCAAGCGGUUCGGCAUCGACGAGGGCACGCUGCGGCGCACGUUGUUCGAGCACACGGGCGGUAGCUACCCGGAGCUGGUGACGCGGCCGGACAUCAAGGUGUUCUUGCCGCCGAUCGGCGGCCUGACCGUGUACAUCUUUGGGCCGCCCGAGUAUGUCGGGGACGAGAGCCGGAAGCUGGCGCUGCGCGUGCACGACGAGUGCAACGGAUCCGACGUGUUCCAGUCGGACAUCUGCACGUGCCGGCCCUACCUCGCCUUUGGCAUCGAGGAGGCCAUCAAGGAGGCCCAGAACGGUGGCUCCGGCGUCGUCAUCUACUUCCGCAAAGAGGGCCGUGCCCUCGGCGAGGUCGUCAAGUACCUCGUGUACAAUGCGCGGAAGCGUGGCGGCGACACGGCUGACAAGUACUUUGCCCGGACUGAGGGCGUUGCCGGUGUCAGAGAUAUGCGCUUCCAAGCCUUGAUGCCCGACAUCUUGCACUGGCUUGGCAUCAAGAAGAUUGACCGGAUGCUGUCCAUGUCCAACAUGAAGUACGACGCCAUUGUGGAACAGGGAAUUCCCAUCCUGGAGCGCAUACCGAUCCCAGACCACAUGAUUCCGGAGGACUCGCAUGUCGAGAUUGACGCCAAGAUCAAUGCUGGCUACUUCACAAACACACCAAAGGUGACAGAAAAGGAGCUUGUCGAUGUCAAGGGUCGGGGCUGGCAAGGCUGGGAGGAUGUAGCACAUUAA
This is a messenger RNA of Grosmannia clavigera kw1407, 1554 nucleotides long. Its product is annotated as GTP cyclohydrolase. Gene Ontology annotation, biological process: riboflavin biosynthetic process. The record is from RefSeq and is a predicted model, not a curated record. Gene Ontology annotation, molecular function: GTP cyclohydrolase II activity. The coding region runs from base 1 to 1554 and encodes 517 amino acids. Lineage: Eukaryota; Fungi; Ascomycota; Sordariomycetes; Ophiostomatales; Ophiostomataceae. The transcript is spliced from 4 exons.